Molecule: messenger RNA, 4624 nt
Organism: Pyricularia oryzae 70-15
Lineage: Eukaryota; Fungi; Ascomycota; Sordariomycetes; Magnaporthales; Pyriculariaceae
Product: transportin-2
Exons: 3
Coding region: 764-3589 (941 amino acids)
Biological process (GO): protein import into nucleus
Cellular component (GO): cytoplasm; nucleus
Molecular function (GO): nuclear import signal receptor activity; small GTPase binding
Source: RefSeq, a predicted model, not a curated record
CUACAUUUCGCUCUGUCAGUUAGUUACAAGUGUCAGCGGUACCUAUCUACCUGGUAACCUCGCUUGGAUACCUGGCAGGGGAGGACGUGUCUAAUUUUACCCACAUUACCAGGUGAGGUAGAGGUAUGCAGGGAAGAGGAUUAACAACAAACACAAGGUCAAGCUGCAAAUGACCUCUUCUCAACUUUGACAUCCGAUGUUACCUAUCUACCUACCUACCUACCUUAACCUACCUACCUACCUAGCUUGUACGUUGUACUGGACAACACCACACGGUCGUCUGUCGCUACUCGUGUAAAUUGCCCCUGCCCCGCCUUUUACUUCGAGUCGUAAAGACUUUUGCUCCGCAAAAUCAGCCAGCCAGCAAGCCCACCCACUUCCUUCUUGGCCCGCUCCCCAGCAAAAAGCUGGCCAUCCUUCGCAACCCCACCAUGCGGGCAGGCCGCCCUCCCACCACCACCAAAAAAGCACUUUACCUGCGAAGUCUGGCAGCCCUCCUCGUGCCCCCAAAAGCCCGUGGAGUUCAUGACUGCGGAUCUCUGUCAGAACUAGACAAUUAACAUCAACCAUUGUUCCAAUUAACCAACCAACUCAACACUUCAAGCAGCACUCCUGAAACGGUAUCCAAAGCGCAUGCGUUUGCCCAACGAGACCACCAUCUGCCAGUGAGAUAUCGCUUGCCCUAUGGGCUUGCCGUCACAUCGACAAAUUUCCACCAGAGGACCGACCACUUAGCUUCGCGGAAGUGCAGGCGACCGCAAAUAUGGCGUGGCAACCAAGCACAGAGUCUCUUCAGACUCUGGCAGUAUGCCUCAAGGAUUCGCUGAGCGCCUUCAACAAGGAUUCCCAGAAGCAGGCCGAACAGAUGCUCAGCCAGGCCAAGGCAUCCCCCGACUUUAACAACUACCUCGCAUUGAUCUUUUCUUCUUCAGAGUCUCUGCCAGGAGUGCAAAUCGGCCAGCAAGACCUUCACGUUAUACGGGCCGCCGCGGCGAUAAUGCUGAAGAACAGCAUCAAAAACGACUUCAAGCAAAUUCCCGAAUCGAGCUUGGAGAUGAUCAAGCAAGCUAUCCCCAUUGGAAUCCAGGACAAGAACUCGCAGAUCCGCAGCUAUGCCGGCAACAUCGCCACGGAGCUGAUCCGUAGAGGUGGUAUCUUCAGCUGGCCGAGCUUUCUCCCUGAGCUUCUGGCCAUGUUCAGCAACGAGUCAGGCCAGGUUACUCCCGAGGCGCAAGAGGGUGCCAUCUCAGCAAUGGCCAAGAUAUGCGAGGACAACACCAAAACACUGGAGCGUGAACACAAUGGCCAGAGGCCCCUGAACUAUCUCCUACCCAAAUUGAUCGAAGCCACCAAGAACCCCCAGCCCAAGGUCCGGGUGCAUGCUUUGACGGCAAUCAAUGUUUUCACCUCGCGCAAGUCGCAGGCCAUGCUGAACAAUAUUGACAGUCUGCUACAGCACCUGUUCUACCUGUCCCAGGAUGACAAUGUUGAUGUGCGGAAAGAGGUUUGCCGGGCCUUCGUACGGCUUGUCGAAACGAGGCCAGACAAGCUGCAGCCUCAUAUCGCUGAUUUGGUUGAUUACAUCAUCGUUCAACAGAAGAGCGAAGAUGAAGAACUUUCUGUCGAGGCCGCAGAGUUCUGGCUGUCUGUUGGUGAGCACGACGACCUGUGGCAGCUCCUUAUCCCUCAUAUCCAAAAGAUCAUGCCCGUUCUAUUGGAUUGCAUGCGAUACAGUGGAGAGGAUAUUGCUGCACUUGAAGGUGCUUCUGAUGAUGAGGAUGAGGACGACCGUGCAGAAGAUAUCAAACCGCAAUUUGCAACCAAAAAGCUCACAAGGGCAGCAAAUGGGGAGGUUUUGGAUGGUUCCAAGGAUGGCAAUCCAGGAUUCCAGAGGUUGGACGACAUGAAUGACGAUUUGGAAGAGGGCGAACUCGAGGACGACGAGGAGGGUGACGAGAACCCCGAUGAGAAAUGGUCAGUUCGCAAAUGCUCGGCCGCCGCUCUGGAUGUCUUCGCUCGCGACUUCAACGCCCCUGUAUUCGAAUCUAUCCUACCCUACCUGAGCCAGAAUCUCAAGCACGACGAGUGGCCUCAUCGGGAAGCAGCAGUGCUCGCACUUGGUGCCAUUGCCGACGGAUGCAUGAAUGUCGUCACACCUCACCUCCCGGAACUCGUCCCCUACCUUAUUUCGCUUCUCAACGACACCGAACCCGUGGUCCGACAAAUCACCUGCUGGACCCUUGCACGCUAUUCCUCGUGGGCUGCCGCUCUGACUGAGCCGAACGAUAAGCAGCAGUACUUUGUGCCCAUGAUGGAAGGUAUCUUGACCAAAAUGCUGGACAAGAACAAAAAGGUUCAGGAGGCCGCUGCGUCGGCCAUGGCUAACCUCGAGGAGAAGGCCGGUAAAGUGCUGGAGCCCUACAGCGGACCGAUCAUCCAACAAUUCGUCCGCUGCUUCGCCAAGUACAAGGACAAGAACAUAUAUAUUCUGUAUGACUGCGUGCAGACGCUGGCCGAGAGCAUCGGGCCUGUCUUGGCCACACCGGAGCUCUCCAACACGCUAAUGCCCGUACUGAUCGAUCGCUGGCAGAAGGUGCCAGACCAGUCGCGCGAGCUGUUCCCGCUGCUCGAGUGUAUGUCGUACGUGGCCAUGGCACUUGGUGACUCUUUUGCACCAUACGCCCAACCCAUCUUCAGGAGAUGUCUCGAGAUAAUUCACCAAAAUCUGGAGCAGUCACAUCAUGCAAAGAACAACGGGGCAAUCGACCAACCUGACAGGGAUUUCCUCGUCACCAGCCUAGAUAUGCUGAGUGCCAUUGUUCAAUGUUUGGAGCCCGCAAAAUCCUCUGAGCUUGUCGGGCAGUCAAAUCAGCAACUUUUUGAGCUCCUGGGCUUGUGUAUGGAUGACCUUGCAGACGAAGUCAAGCAAUCCGCAUACGCCCUUCUUGGUGACUGCGCGCGCUAUGUGUUCGGGCAGCUUCAGCCCAACUUGGCCACCCUGCUCCCAAUCUUAUUGAAGCAGCUGGACCUGGAUAAUCUCUUGGACGAGGAGAUGGACGAUGAUUUUGGCGUCGUGAACAAUGCUUGCUGGAGCGCCGGUGAGAUCGCGAUUCAGCACGGUAAGGGCAUGGCACCCUUCGUCCAGGAGCUGCUGCAGCGAUGCGUCGAGAUCCUCUCCAACCCUCGAGUCCCCAAGAGCGUUAGGGAGAACGCUGCAAUCGCCCUUGGAAGGCUAGGCAUCGAUAAUGCUGAACUUCUGGCCCCCCACUUGAACAUGUUCACGGAUGACUUUCUCAACGCCAUGGACGAGGUUGAUCCGUCCGAGGAAAAGGCCACGGCAUUCAAGGGCUUUGCGCUCACCGUGUCUAGGAACCCUCAAGCGAUCGAGAAGGACAUCCCGCACUUCUUCUUGGCCAUCGCGAAGUACCGGGACCUGGUAAAUCUAAGAAGUCCCAUCAAGCAGGAGCUGCAUGAUGCAUUCAGGAAUGUCAUCAAUGUCUACCAACAAAUCAUCCCACAGUUUGAUUCAUUCUUAUCUACAAUGCCCCAGGAUGCCCAGGCUAGUUUGAAGCAGCUCUACGGGAUUUGAAGUGAGACUCAUUCUCCAUGACACUGCUGCCAAUCCACCCUGGGUUUGUCACAGAAAGGCAUGAAUUGGCAUUCAAACACGGAAACAUCGCCUAAAGCCAGCGCUACAUCGGUGUCUACUGCCAGCUUGCUUUCAUAACCUAUCUUGCAAUUUCAUAAUCAUGCGUCAUUUCGUUAAAUCUUCUUUCACAUCUCCAAGAUGGCGGACUGGUUAGGAGUGAUCUGUUUUUUUUUUCUUCUUUUUUUAACUGGCCACGGCGUUUCUUUUCUCGGGCAGUGAUGCGAGCAACGAAGUCACGAUCGGGAAUAUUGCUUUCGUAGGUGUCUGGAGCAAUUAUGCUACACAUGGCAAACGGUGUUUGCUAGCCAGGAGGCAAAAACUGACCGAGCCUAUUAUGGGUCAAGUACGGUAAAGAUGCUUAGGGGGCACGUUGUUGGACUUGGCCUUGAAGACAAAGGUCUCAUAGGACGACCGCUAGUAAUUACGGUCAGGUUCUGGAAAACAAGGGAGUUGAGCUUCAAUCAGCACGACGAAGAUGUGUGCUAGAAGAAGAGACACCCUGGGGCAUUCAACGGCAAAAGUCAUACGGACUCGUUGGCCGUCACAGGGGGCCAGAAGCACUCGUAUCAAACUGGUAUAGGGAAUUCGGGCGGAUUCGAGCAAUCAUCAAAGCUUGCAAGACGGCUACUCCGGUUCUUUCACACGGCAGAGUACCCCUUGUGGUUUCUGGUGAUAACAAGGGUGUUUUGCAGAAAGAGGUUGGUAUCUCGACUGUUCAAAACGUGAACACGGCUAAAGAGGAGGGAAAAAUUGGCCCAUACAGGAGGGACGAACGGGAACAAACAAAAACAAACCUUGGGACGAUCUCUGUUCUUCUUCUUAAAUUUGUUUUUAUCGGCAUUGCAUAGUACCUAGGUAGAUAUCCCCACGCGGUCAAAUCCAGUAGAUAGGUAGAUAGAUGACAAACUCGAAAAAAGUAGAUAGUUUCUCAUGUACAUAAUACUCGAGGGUCCCGAUUGCUUUGAGAAUGGCCAG